Amoebophrya sp. A25 is the source of this 1981-nucleotide messenger RNA. Lineage: Eukaryota; Dinophyceae; Syndiniales; Amoebophryaceae. The record is from the annotation of a GenBank genome assembly.
AUGCUGCAUAGCCUUAGCUGCAUAGCCGUAGCCAAUCCCAUAGAUCUUCGUGUUUAUCCUAGAACCACUUAUACCUGCUCGGAAAAGAACCCUCGCGCAGGUCUAUCCCCCACCCUUCCGUCGACAAUCCUUGCCCUUUUCCCAAACGUUAUUGUUCAUCCUGUCUUUUAUAUAAUGAAAGUCUGUCUUGAAGAGGCCUUUGCCUAUCUUUUGUUCCUUCUUUCACCUCAUUCCCCCCCGCUCACAACUCGCGUGAGACACAUAAAACUCGUUGUGCAUGGUCCUUUGUUCAUCGUCAGUAGGCUUUUCGUCAUUGAUUUUCGGAACAAGGUCUUCAACUGCGCUACCCAUUUUGCCUUUCAUAUAACUUACAUCUAUUAACUAACGAGGAAGUUGAACUUGCAGUUGUAUGGAAGGGUAAGCAGCAUGAAAUAAGUAGAAAGACAAAGCAGAUGCUACGUCAAGCUAGCCAAGAAGGAUGGUGAGCAAUGCUAGAAGAAAGUUCACUGCUGGAAACCCUAAAAAGUGUUUCACUCAGUGGCGCAUAUUCGGCAUGUCCUUUUACACCCAUCAAGCAUGUUGCACGACUGUCAUUUCGUUCGAUUCGUCGACAUUUGCUUGUAUGACUCUUACUCUUUUUUUUUGUGUACUGGUAGUAACAACCUAGAAUAUUACGAUCACCGAUUCCACAAAGUCCGUUUAGUAGACUUGUGUGGUUUUUUUUCUAGAGCAAAGAAUUCAAUUUGCAAGCAGCUCCAUAAUUAUCUUUUUACAACUUAGUUACAUAAAGGAUGCUCUCUCGUAUGUUGUUCGUUUUCGUCACAUCUGUAGUCGGGAGCGGAUUCAACAAACUGAAAUUAAAAGUGUUUGUGUUGUAGUUAGUUUUGCGGACAAUAAAUGCUGAAAAGGGAAUUCAACCAAUGCAAGAUAGAGAAAGAUUCCAGGAGUCCUUCUCCUUAGCUUGUGCUUCUCCUUAGGUUGUGCCACCUCCAACAAGUCCUAUCAGUUCCCAAGUAGGUCCGCGGAUGGCAACAGGUAUAUUAGUCUAACAAGCUACACCACUAUAUAAAUAUAUCUUAUAAUAUUUUUAGUGUAACGCGCCACUAUAUACGUUGGACCAUUCGAACGCAGACUUUUAAGUCGCCUCUAGUUUUUCGGUGAGGAGCGCUUGAGUUCGAUACAGAUUGCACGACUGCACUCACAGCCUGAGACUAACGGCCUCUGGCUGCUUUGAUCCCUGUGGAUAUUCAUUGGGGUUGCAAGGAGGAAGUCUCAGCUUCUUCGUUGGGAUAUCAUGACGCAUAGGGAAGCUUUCACGUGCUUCAUAUAGGAACGCCUAUGCUAUCGUCAUUGAUUCGUGCGAUCGUCUUACAUCGAUACUCGUCAUUGGUCAGAACUGACAAGACGUUACGAACCUGAUUACAGCUAUGGACAUUCAUCAUUUCCGCUAUCUGAAUACGUUGAAGGUCCUUUGCCUGUUGAUCAUUGAUUUUGGAACUAUAUGCGUUUAGGCCUGUAGGUUAUCUCUGAGAUCUUUCCUGUGUUGCUUUGUCCUUGACUGUGUUGGGAGGCUUGAGCCACAUACGAGAGAGAGAGGAGAAGCCGAAGACACCCGCGCGACGGUAAACCCGUCGGGCGUUUGGAUAGUGCUCCGGUAACCUUUUGCCUGGCGAUCUUGGUCAUUUCGUUGAUCUUUAUCCUUCUGAUCUUCGUGAUAUUUCCAGAGUUAUGAUCUUGCCCAACAAUAUAUCUUAUAAUAUUAGUCUAACAUCAAACUCAGACUCACGCUAGUACCUACGAUUACAAAAAUGUGCCAGAGUGGAAACCGCUCUACUGCCUCUUGAUGUCGCGUGAUGUAAACUUAAGGAGAAUCUUCUUGUUCACAAGAACCGACCACGGUAUCAUCAGCAGGACUAAAAAUGUUAAUGUUCAUUUUUUUGCAGCUGGAAGCUUUCCCCGCGAUGGCGUGGAACUACCAUCC